AUGGACUUUCUCGACAGUUUAAAGGACGGAAUCAAGAAAAUGACACCUGGCUCGUCCAAUAAGGCACCGGCAGGAUUUGGAGGAGCAGGAGGGAUUAGCAGCUCUGGAGCCUUGGGCUUUGAAGAUGAUAUGAUCAUCUCAAAACCAGCUAUAGUGUUUCAUGUCUCCCAAAUAUUCUUCAAUUUUCUCGCUAUGGCAUGUUUCGCCAGUGUCGCUGCAUUUCAAGCGAAAUGGGGUGUAGGGCCAUCUGGCCUCUCUGGAUUCACGCUCUUCAUCACAAUCUUAGGCAUGCUUCUUUCGGCAUUUAUGCUUGUGAUCCCUGUUCUAUACGAAAAGUACGACAAAUUUGUGCGAGUCGCCCGCGCGCUGAAGGAAGUCCGAGUCGGCUUCAUAUUGACUGCAACAGGUUCCAUCGCGAGCUUGCUGAUUGCCUUUAUUGUAACCAUUUCUGCGUGGACGGAACCUGGAUGCAAAAAUCCUGACAACGACCCUCAUGCUGACAAAGGUGAUGCUUUCAAGUCUGGGCUGUCUGGAUGGUGUAGUACGAAGAAAGCAGCCGCAAUAUUCCUGUGGCUCGCGUUUGUGUUUUGGGCAGCAUCGGUUAUUCUCUUGAUAAUAAAUUGGCGUCAGGGAAAGUUACUUGGUCCCCGCGAUCCCCCCUUCCAACACCCUGCUGAUGAAGAAUACCAUAUGGGACAAACACAAGAUGAGGAUGAGGAUGAUGGGUUUACUCAUAUCCCUCCUGCAGAUAGUAUUCCUUCAAAUGCUACCACCACCGCUCCAGCAGGCUCGAAUCCGUUCUCUGACUCAAAUCGUUACUCGGGUGCCCCCUCCGGGACGCCCGCAUACUCUUCUUAUGCCGCCCCGUCAUAUAUACCUCCCGUUUCGCGACCAAGUAUGGACGCUUAUGGAGCUUUCUCUGACCCUCCACCUUCUGGCUUCGGACCUACCGCUGCUGCUCCAGCACGUCCUUCUCCUGCAGUCGCCGCCGCACCGCCUUCCCUUCCUGAACCUGACCUCGGACCCCAAGUGAGUCGGACGAUGCAGUAUGCUGAUCCUUAUGCUGCUGUUCGCGCAUCGUUGGCGGGCCAACAAUCGCAACAAGCUGCUGCUGGAGACACUUCACCCUCUUAUGGCGCUGCCCCAACCUACGAUGCUUACACCGGAUAUCGUUGA
Messenger RNA from Lentinula edodes (shiitake mushroom), 1176 nucleotides. RefSeq lists its product as uncharacterized. Gene Ontology annotation, cellular component: membrane. The transcript is spliced from 5 exons. The record is from RefSeq and is a predicted model, not a curated record. NCBI's taxonomy places the organism in Eukaryota, Fungi, Basidiomycota, Agaricomycetes, Agaricales, Omphalotaceae. Bases 1 to 1176 code for a protein of 391 amino acids.